GCUGGGCUUUGUUCAGGCUUAGGAGAGCAGUGUAUUACAAGAUACGCGAGGCGCAGGCAGGGAGUUGAGGGCUUCAUUUCACAAUUGUCGGCAUCUGGAAUAUCGGAGCGGUACACGACCCGAAUAGCCGGCACGUUUUCUCCAAGCCAAAAGUGACUCUGGCAAGGGGAGUAUUGUGUUUUCCGCUCGUUUCGGUCUAUCUCAUGCCGCUCCGGAUGCUUAGUUCGUAUUGUCAUGAGGGGUCGACAUGGCUACCCUCAAUCACGUCCGCAGGUCACAAAUUGACAUAAGAAGCUGGUAUCUCUGUGCUCAUGAUGUUGCCAGACUUCUUGUUAGAUCGUCUACACCGGACGUCUUUAUCAGGCGAGUGGCUGCUGAUAACACCGUAAUGAUGAUGAUACACUCACUCUCAACGGUACUGGCUUGUGUCUCUGCCGUCACCGCAACUAUCUUGGAAAACGGCCGCCCAAGACUAACGAGCUUCACCGAUACGAAGGUGGAUCCGACUCUUGGCGACUUCAAGACGUACGAUGCCGAUGCCGACGAGAUAUCGUACAAAGGUCGAUGGGACUCUAAGCGCAUAUCGUGGUGGGCAGCCCCGGGCAUCAAAUUCGGCUUUACUGGUCAGACAGUCGCAGUCACGUUCGGUAAUCAGACUAUCAGCAGCACUCUUGUCGCCUACAGAAUCGCCGGCCUAGACUGGAUGCACACAAAUGUCACGGCGGGCGGCACUCACCAGUUCGUGAGCCCCGAAACCCCAGGCAUCGAGCUAGCUGGUCCUGUCAGCCCAGUCACUUUUGAGAUGAGAGUGACAAACUGGGCUUAUGGAGUCCAAAUCGACAAGGUCCAUGUGGCUUCUGGAGAACAACUUGUCAAGAUUCCCGACUAUCCUCGUCGGGUCGAAUUCAUCGGUGAUAGCCUGUCAGCAGGCAUGUAUAAUACGUACGAGGCGCUCGCGGGAUUUGCCUACGGUGUCGGCGCGGGUCUGGGAGACACUGAGUAUUCCAUAACGGCCUACCCGGGCAUUUGCGUUGCCGAUCAGGACUGUUGGGGCAAUCCUCGAGGGCAAUCUCACCAAUGGUUCUACACAUCGGACACGGGUGGACGGGCGGCCAACAUAUGGGGAGAUGAGCCAGAACCUUGGGACUUCUCCAAAAACCCUCCUGCCGACCUAGCUGUCAUCAACCUCGGCACAAACGAUGCGAAUGCUGCGAACAACGUCACCAAAGCCACCUACGUUGAGCACUACAAGAGACUCAUUCAGGGUAUUCACGGAAAGUGGCCCGAAGCCCAGGUCAUAGUCAUGCAAAUGUGGCAAGGCUUUUUCCAAGAUGGCAAUACGUACGGUCAAAAUACCGAUCUUCGGGACGAAGUAUACAGCGUUUACGAGUACUUCAACUCGGAAGAGUAUCUAAGCAACCCUACAACUUGGGAUGCUGUCACAAACACUACCGAGCAGACGGGUAAACCGGUGUCACCUUUCGUGCAUUUCUUCAAUACCACAGGCAUCCUCCAGCACAACGACAUCGCGCCACAGUGGCAUCCGACGGAUGUCGGCCAGAUCAAGGUUGCGAGCCACCUGAUACAGUACAUCACGCUGAAGCUCGGCUGGCCCUUGUAUGCUACCGGACCCGAGGUGUACCAUGAGACCCUGUACUGGAACGAUCAGUCUAGCUAUUGA
This is a messenger RNA of Colletotrichum scovillei, 1681 nucleotides long. Its product is annotated as GDSL-like Lipase/Acylhydrolase. Gene Ontology annotation, molecular function: carboxylic ester hydrolase activity. The transcript is spliced from 5 exons. NCBI's taxonomy places the organism in Eukaryota, Fungi, Ascomycota, Sordariomycetes, Glomerellales, Glomerellaceae. The record is from RefSeq and is a predicted model, not a curated record. Bases 248 to 1681 code for a protein of 477 amino acids.